Messenger RNA from Racocetra fulgida, 274 nucleotides. NCBI's taxonomy places the organism in Eukaryota, Fungi, Glomeromycota, Glomeromycetes, Diversisporales, Gigasporaceae. The record is from the annotation of a GenBank genome assembly.
GAUGAACCGGAUGAACAGGACAAAUGUCUGGAGAUGUCAAUGAAUCAAAUGAAUGGUAAUAGGCAAGAAGGAUACACAGCAUAUAUACAAAGUGAUAGUUGUCCCUUAGAAGAGCCUACCUUGUUGGAUGAACCCAAUCCUCCGAUAGACCAAACCCAUAUUCAACCACCUUGGAAUCAACUUCUUCAGCAUAUGACAAACCUAAUGUCAAAACAACAAGAAGCCUCACGUGAAGCAAAAGAACACCAAUUCGUAAAUAUAAUAGUCUUUAUAG